UUAGACUCAGUGGGAGUGGGGAUUUAGUAUAGCAAGUUCUCUAGUGUUUCCUUUGUUGAUUUCACCUAUGCCAAGAUGCAUCAAGAAAUAGAGGCAGCAGUCACCUUCCUUGUGAAGAUUCUGAGCUUAAAGAGGUGUGUGAAGCCUGAAAAACUGGUGGUUUUGGCAGAGAACAUGGCACGUCUCUUGAAUAAGAAAUACCAAGGCCACUGGUACCCAGACAAACCUGACCAGGGACAGGCUUACAGAUGUAUCUGCAUCAAUCCCUGGCAGUAUGUGGAUGAGUCCUUGCUUCUGGCCUGUGCGAUGAGUGGCCUAGACUACUCAAGACUUCCUCUACGGGAUGAGAUGACCAUUUGGAUUGACCCUUUUGAAGUCUGUGGCAGGUUUGGGGAGCACACUGACUUCUUCACAAUAGCAUCCUUCAAAAAUGAGGUGGCAGUCAAAGAAUACAAGAGGAAGCAUUCAGAGCAGACUUCCGAUUAUUCCUCAGAUGGACCUUCCUCUGGGACUGUUUCUGAGAACUCAUCUGAUGACGAGACAGCUGGGGAGAAGGCUACACCCUCAAAGAACAUGAGUAGUGUCCUCAUAGUGGAUGACUGUAUUGCUAUACCUAGCAAUGGACCUCUCAUCCCAAACACAGGGUCUCUGGUGAAUGUUGUAUGAAUGUCAUCCAAGGACAUGGGCCCAAGAUGCCUGGAUUGUAGAUGCCUCCUACUUAGACUGUAUACAAGACAAAUGGCUCAGAAGACUGCCAGUACUAGAACCAAAAUGGCACACAGUGGUGGAAUCUCGUCUUUCUUAUAAUGGUGAUACAGUGACACUGUUAUCUAGGGGCUUCUCUCAGCUGUGCAACUGAUUGACCUAAAUAGCACUAGAACAAUUUUAAAUUUUAUUUUAACUUUAUUUUUUUAUCCUCUUACCCCUAUGCACAGCUUUCUUAGGAUUGUGUUCCCUUUAAAGAAGCAUAAAUGGAUCUUGAUCAGUCACUUCAGUGUGACUUGAACCCUCUAAAAUGUUGCACUUCAUUUGAUGAAAAUGUCAGGACAGGAAUAUAUCAUAUGAGUAAGGUUCCCUUCAGUUAAGUAUAAAUGUAUAAAUUGAGUGGACUUGUGUACAAAAUAGAUAUGUUAUUUAUACAACAGCAGAUCCUACUUAAACUUUGACCACUAGAGGGUGUUCUAUGAAGUCUAUAAAGUUCUUCACUCGAUGGACGUAAACCAUGAGACCUCGCCAUAUGUUUAAAUGCAGAUCAGCGUUCCAUACGCACACAAAAUCUUUUUACUGUAAGGGAAUGGAAAUUGCCACUUUCUCAUGAUAGGGAAUAGAUAGUUUUAUCACUAUUUUAUAUGAAGUACUUGCAUGUUUUAGCUAUCUGGGCAUGUGGUCAGUGAGCUUGUUGAAGGCAUGCCAUAUUGUGAACCUUCCAGGUGUCACUUUGAUCCCAGCAUCCUCUGUUUCUGGGAAAUAGCACUUUUUAAACUGGAGGGUUAAAUGCACAACAUGCCUGAACCUUUUAUUUUAUUUUUUUAAAUUUCAGAUUUUGUCCUGCUAACUUUUUAUAGAUAAGUCAAGUUCUAGAACAGUUAACUCUUACAAUUCCUCCCUCUGAAUAUGAUGGUUACUUUUAUAGAUUGACUGCCGGGUUUAAGGUGGCCAUACACUAUAAGAUCCAUUCGGCUGAGCGUUGAGUGAAUCCGAACAUUCGGCAAUACUACGAAUGGGCUCAGACGGGUCGCAGGACCACAUCAACUAGCCAAUGCGUUCCUGGAUCGUACAAAAAAUCAAACUUGACUGAUCGAUAUCUGGCCGAUUUUUGGCCUGAUAUCGAUCUGGAGGACCCGUCAGAGAUAAACUGCCGAAUUGGUCUAAAGGACCGAUAUCUGCAGCUUUAAUCUGCCCUUGUAUGGCCACCUUAAAUGGAACUCUUGACAGAUGUUCCUUAUCGAAUGUAAACGGCUUUCCUAAAAUCUGAAGAUUUGGAAUCUGUGGCAGGAUUCCAUUUAAACUGCAGGCUAACCAGGGGUAUAUCUUAUUUCCCUGAAGGCAGUAACGUAACUAGAGGGGGGCGGGUCCUGGUCCGCCACUCCCUGAAUGUUAGAGUGGGGUGUUAAAGCACUGACAAACGCCCAACUUGGCUUCUGUUAAGGUGGGCAUACACGGACAGAUUUAAGCUGCUGAUUUAGGUCCUUUAGAUCAAUUCUGCAUUUUAUCUGCCUGUGUAUGGGGACCUCCAAUGAGCCUCCCCCAUUUGAUAAUCUGUCCAAAAAUCGGUCAGAUCUCAAUCGGGCUUGAUUUUUUUUGUCGGAUCGAGAACGGAAUUGGCUCAUUCAUGUGGUCCUCGCUGUGACUUCACAGUACCUUCACUAUGAUGCAAUUGUUUAGCCCUAGGGCUAAAGGAUUGCACUGGCACAACAUUGCCCACCCACCUUGCCAAAUGAGUGAAUUUUACCAUGUCUUUUGUUUCAUAGUGAGAGUGUAAAUAUUUUUGGGAUUGUAUAGGGCCAUAACCUGUGCACUUAAUAUAUAUACAGAGCUGUUAUCCGGGUUUCCAAUGGUAGUAAAAUGGCUAAUAUUCAACCUUAAGAGCAGAAGUACAAUGGUAGCCAUUUGAGACAUGGGUUGCAUUUUUUUUUUUUUUUUGGCAAAACAGGAAGCAGGAUACAGAUUUAUUUGGGCUGGGUCAACUCUUUAAGUUCUUGAUAUCUAAGUCAAGCACUAAAGGUAAGAUGAGCCCCCCCCUCCUCCCUUUUUUUACAAUCUGCUUCUGUUAAACUGGUUAACUGGUUUGCCAAGUGUCCCCACAGUCUGAACCUACUAAGCACUUCAAACAAGAUGCAGCAAAUCCAGUAAGACUGGGUAAAGCUGAGCUUUCUAACAGCAAAGGGCUUGUGUUCUUAUUUCUUUGAAAAGUUUGUUCUAGAAAUGAAACUUGUAUUUACACUGCAGGUGCCACUCUAAUGAUGGCUUGUCACAAUUACCGGCUGUAUCAGCUCCAAUGGGUUUAAGCAAACUGUUUUGGCACCUGUACUUUGGAUUAAAUCUUAAAACCAAA
This is a messenger RNA of Xenopus laevis (African clawed frog), 3055 nucleotides long. It is a transcript of the gene btg3.S, whose product is annotated as BTG family member 3 S homeolog. The record is from RefSeq and is a predicted model, not a curated record. The transcript is spliced from 4 exons. Bases 76 to 666 code for a protein of 196 amino acids. Gene Ontology annotation, cellular component: cytoplasm; nucleus. Lineage: Eukaryota; Metazoa; Chordata; Amphibia; Anura; Pipidae.